Messenger RNA from Drosophila eugracilis, 2369 nucleotides. Its product is annotated as ATP-binding cassette sub-family F member 2. Bases 229 to 2064 code for a protein of 611 amino acids. Lineage: Eukaryota; Metazoa; Arthropoda; Insecta; Diptera; Drosophilidae. Gene Ontology annotation, molecular function: ATP binding; ATP hydrolysis activity. The record is from RefSeq and is a predicted model, not a curated record. The transcript has 5 exons.
UCUCUCUCUUUUUCUACCGAAAACGGUAACAGGCAGCAGGCACUUUUCAGCAGCUGCUCCGUGCGUGCGUGUGUGUGUGCGAUCCGAACCGAUCUGUUCCGUUACGUUCCGUUACCGUUGCCGUACCGUUAUCCUUCGCGAACUUCGAACUAUAGGAUAACUGUAACUCCUUCGCGCUACACUUUCCUGACCUUAAUUAUUUAGCCAAGUCCACGCCAAGCCAGAAUAAUGUCGUCCGCCGCGAAGAAACGCGACGCGCAAAAGAAGAAGGAUGCGCGCAACAAGAAGAUCCAGCAAAUACCCUCUACGAAGAAGGCCAAUGGUGUUCCGGAACGUGAACUGACUGAGGAGGAGAAGCUGUGCGCUAAGCUAGAGGAGGAGGCCCGGAUCAGUGCGGAGGCCCGAUCCUGCACCGGAUCGCUGGCGGUGCAUCCGCGUUCCCGCGACGUCAAGAUCGCUAACUUUUCGAUCACGUUCUUUGGCUCCGAGCUGCUGCAGGACACCAUGCUGGAGUUAAAUUGCGGACGCCGCUAUGGUCUGAUUGGUCUAAAUGGAUGUGGUAAAUCCUCGCUGCUGGCUGUUCUCGGCGGCAGGGAGGUACCGGUACCUCCGCACAUCGAUAUCUUCCAUUUGACGCGCGAAAUUCCGGCCAGCUCGAAAAGUGCGCUGCAGUGCGUUAUGGAGGUGGAUGAGGAGCGCAUCAAGCUGGAGAAACUUGCUGAAGAGCUGGCCAUGAGCGAUGAGGACGAUGCUCAGGAGCAGCUGAUCGACAUUUAUGAGCGACUGGACGACAUGUCAGCCGAUCUGGCAGAGGUCAAGGCGGCCCGCAUCCUUCACGGUCUCGGUUUCGACAAGGCCAUGCAACAGAAACAGGCCAAGGACUUCUCUGGUGGUUGGCGUAUGCGUAUCGCGUUGGCCCGCGCCCUGUUUGUCAAGCCCCAUCUGCUGUUGUUGGACGAACCGACGAAUCACUUGGAUCUGGACGCUUGCGUGUGGCUGGAGGAGGAGCUAAAGACAUACAAGCGAAUCCUGGUACUCAUCUCGCAUUCGCAGGAUUUCCUCAACGGUGUAUGUACGAACAUCAUCCACCUGACGAGCAAGCGGCUCAAGUACUACACUGGAAACUAUGAGGCUUUUGUUCGCACACGCAUGGAACUGCUGGAGAACCAGAUGAAGCAGUACAACUGGGAGCAGGAUCAGAUUUCGCACAUGAAGAACUACAUUGCCCGCUUCGGUCACGGUUCCGCGAAGUUGGCGAGACAGGCGCAGUCUAAGGAAAAGACGUUGGCCAAGAUGGUCGCCCAGGGUCUUACUGAAAAGGUAUCUGAUGACAAGGUGCUCAACUUCUACUUCCCAUCUUGCGGAAAGGUGCCGCCACCCGUGAUUAUGGUUCAGAAUGUGAAUUUCCGAUACAACGAUGAAACACCGUGGAUCUACAAGAAUCUGGAGUUCGGUAUUGAUCUAGACACACGUCUUGCUUUGGUAGGUCCCAAUGGAGCCGGCAAGUCCACGCUGUUAAAGCUGCUGUAUGGUGAUCUGGUGCCCACCUCUGGCAUGAUCCGUAAGAACUCCCAUCUGCGCAUUGCUCGCUACCACCAGCAUUUGCAUGAGCUGCUAGACUUGGAUGCCAGUCCGCUGGAGUACAUGAUGCGCGCUUUCCCCGAUGUCAAGGAGAAGGAGGAGAUGCGAAAGAUUAUUGGUCGCUAUGGCCUUACCGGUCGCCAACAGGUCUGUCCGAUACGCCAGCUGUCCGAUGGUCAGCGGUGUCGCGUGGUAUUCGCUUGGCUGGCCUGGCAGGUGCCGCACCUUCUCCUCCUUGACGAACCUACCAAUCACUUGGACAUGGAGACCAUCGACGCGCUCGCGGAUGCGAUUAACGAUUUCGAUGGCGGCAUGGUGCUAGUUAGUCACGAUUUCCGUCUGAUCAAUCAGGUGGCUGAGGAGAUUUGGGUGUGUGAGAAAGAGACGGUAACCAAGUGGAAGGGCGGCAUCCUGGACUAUAAGGACCAUCUCAAGAACAAGAUCACCUCCGAGAACGAGAAGAAGGCUAAGGCGGGAAAGUAGAUCAUAUCCGUUAGAUACACAAUAUCUAGUGGAUAGAUGCCAACGCCAACACACCUGCACAUACACACAGUCGCGCACCCACAACACUCAACAAACACACACCCCCACCCACAGUGACAUUCAGACCACACUAUCCAUUCUCUUCAAUAGGCGGCGGGUGAUAUCCGGAUAUUGGGCUGCCCGUUCGCUAGAUAUACAAUUCUGUGCGAAAUUAUCCUUCGGUUUACACUACGUUAUAGUCAAGUCAUGUAAACAGCAUUUCGAUCGGCAAACUUAAGUCAACAAUAAAACUCAAAACACCCAAA